AUGUUUAAUAACUUUUUAAAGAAAGGAAGAAGAAGAAUGAAUGAAAGUAGAGAUAAACUAAUGAAUGUUGAUGAUGAUGAUGACGAUGACACUAAUCAUCAUUUAUUGACUACACCAACAUCAACCAACACCAAUGAUGAUAAUGAUCAUGAUCAUGAUGAUAAUUCAAACGAUGAUGAUGAUGAGUCUACUAAAUCAUUAAUUACAGCUACAGCAACAGUAACAACACAACUACAACAAGACUUUGAAGAUGAUCAUCAAGAUGACCAAGUAACAACAACAACAAACUCAACCCCAAGUUUAAGUAUCAACAGUAACAGAAAUGUAUUGGACCUUUUGGCAAAGAGAAAGAAGAUCAGCAAAAAGGCUGCUAUUAGAUACAAACCAAAACAAACUCAACAACCUACCAUUGUUCAAGUACCAGUCACCAAGGAAGAUGCUUGCAAGAAAGGAUGUUGUGGACCAAAAGAAAAGGAACCUCCUGCCGUUGUUGCCCAAGUACCAGUCAAGGAAGACUCUUGCAAGAAGGGUUGUUGCGGACCAAAGGAAAAGGAACCUGUCGUUAUUGCUCAAGUACCAGUCACAAAGGAAGAUUCUUGCAAGAAAGGAUGUUGUGGACCAAAAGAACCUGUCGUUGCAGUCAAGGAAGACUCUUGCAAAAAGGGAUGUUGUCCACCAGUAUCGCCAGACAUCUCUUUGACCAACAACACCAAUACGAGUGCUGAUAGUGAAUGUAAAAAAGGAUGUUGUCCACCAACAAAAGGAACAAUAGUAGUAGAUGUACCAACAAUUGCAAUUGCAACAACAAAGAGUGCACCUAAUAUUGGAAGUGGAAAGUAUUGUUGUGAUGUUUGUAUUACUGGACCUUGUUGUAAAAAGGAUUGUUGUGCCACCGAGUGUUGUCUUACCUUUACCAUCGAGUAUGGUGGCAAGGAUGGAUUCAUUUACAAGUCUGACAAGAAAAAGACAAUGUAUGCAUCACUUUUGUACAAGGCGUGUGGUAGCUUGUUUGGAUUGCGUUAUGGAUACGGUGAACACCAAAAACUUGAUGAAACCAAUAAUGGUGAUCACUCACAUCAAGAUGGUCCUCAACAAGAAAUCGAUAUGUCUGUCCUAUCAAAUAUCGAACCAACUCUUUUGCUACUCAAUGUCGAUGGAAUGAAUUGUGCCGAUUGUGUCACUACAAUGGAAGACAAGGUCAAGAAAAUGGAAGGUAUCAAUACCAUCACUACCAAUCUCUUUACCUCCAAGUGUGAAAUCACUUUCAAUACCAUGUUGACAGAUCCAUAUGCAAUUAUUCAAACUAUUAAUUCAUUAGGAUUCACGGCAACUGAAAUCGAUGACAAGGCGAAUGAGUUGGUAUUGGAUCUAGGACAGGUUGUUGAUGACAUUAACAUUUCGGUUUCUAAUUUGGCUGAUGAUAUCGAAUCGAUUGAAGGAGUUGAAAGUGUAAUGAUUAGUGGAGACAAUGGUAAUGUACUAGUCAUUGCAUACGAUCAAUCUACCGUUACUAUUAGAACACUGUAUGAUAGGGUCAAUGAGAUGGUUCGUGCUGACCCACCAAUCCCAAUAUUGGACAAGAGUGCAAUUAAAAAGAGUGGUGAGACAUUGUCGAUGAAGGACAUGUUGUACAGACUAUUGAUGAUAUCAUUGGUAUUGUGUGUACCGUGUGUUCUCAUCUCGUUUAUUCUUCCACUUGGAAGUGGUCCAAAUACCAUUUUGUCAACUUCCAUCGUCAAUGGAUUCAGUGUCAAGAUACUAUUGUUGUUUAUCUUUUCAACACCCAUCCAAUUCUACGUUGGUAAACCGUUGUACAUGUUGGCGUACAAGACACUUAGACACGCUAAAAAGGCGUCGAUGGACCUGUUGGUCAUGAUCAGCAGUACCAUUGCAUACGGCUAUUCGUGUGUGUCGUCCAUCAUCCUCCUCUUUGACGCCAGCUACCACGGGGAAGUUUUCUUUGAAACGUCGUCCAUCCUGCUGACACUUAUCAUCCUUGGUCGAUACCUCGAAGCCGUUGCCAAGGGAAAUGCAGGCAAUGUCUUGAAAUCUCUUCUAUCUCUACAAGCUCAAACAUCGAUUUUAAUCGAGUCUCCUAAACCCCCAUCAUCCCCCACGACGACAAUCGACGACAAACCAAAAGAAACUAAACACGAGUUGGCCGAAGACGAUUGUUGUUCUUCAAAACUUCAAAUAAAAAAAGAGAGGGACGAAAUGGAAGAGAGACAACGAAACCAAUUCCUCCAACAAGAAAAAGAACUCCAAACCAAGGACAGAGAGAUCCCAAUUAAACUGGUACAACUCAACGACCAUUUGCGUAUUCUACCAUUUAGUAGAAUCCCAGUGGACGGUAUUAUUAUCAGCGAGUGUCGAGAUACAUUGGUUGACGAGUCAAUGGUGACUGGCGAGUCGGUUCCAGUACCAAAGAAAACGGGUGAUGCUGUGUAUGGAGGAUCGAUGAGCUGCAACCAACCACUCAUCAUCAAAGUACACAAAAAACCAAACAAUGGAACACUCUCUAAUAUUUGCAAGAUGGUUGAACAGGCUCAAUCUUCCAAACCACCCAUUCAACAAACUGCCGAUCGUGUCGCAUCCUAUUUCGUACCCGGUAUUAUCAUCCUGUCGAUUGUUGUAUUUAUCAUCAACAUUUGUCUUGCUCACUGGCGUGUGGUUGAUACCGAUGGACAAGGAUCGUUCACAUUCUCAUUGUUAUUCUCGAUUACUGUACUAGUCAUCUCGUGUCCAUGUGCAAUUAGUUUGUCUGCUCCCACUGCCAUCAUGGUUGGCUGUGGUGUUGGUGCAAAGCUUGGUAUUCUUUACAAGGGUGGUGAUGUACUAGAGGCAGCAAGUAAAGUAGACACGGUCGUCUUUGACAAGACUGGCACAUUGACCAAAGGAAAACCAAAUGUAACCGAUGUACAUACCAUUGGUACAGAGAUUGACCAACACACUCUAUUAGAGAUUACAGGCUCAUUGGAACAGUCGAGCGAACAUGUUUAUGGAAAGAUGUUGACCAAGUAUUGUCGCGAGCAACUUGGUGGAAAAGAGUUGGUUGAAGCAACAGAAGUUGAAUCCGUACCAGGCAAGGGAAUCAAAGGAUUGGUCAAUGGAGUAAAGGUUGUUGCUGGAAACGUAUCACUCAUCGUUCAAGAUGAAGCUAUCAUAGUUGACGAGUCAUCUCAAAAAGUGAUUGAAUCUUUGGAAAGAGAUGGAAAGACAAUUGUAGUGGUUGCCAUUGGCGGAAAGAUUAGUGGUAUAUUUGGUAUGAUUGACGAGGUCAAGGAAGAGUCUAGACUAGUCGUACAGGCACUCAUGGCAAGAGGUCUCAAAGUUUGGAUACUUAGUGGUGACAAUUAUCGUGCUGUUCAAAGAGUAUCAAACUACCUCGGAGUACCCAAUUUCAUUGCAUCGGCAACACCUCAGAGCAAGUGCAAAUAUAUCAGUCAAAUCCAAUCACUUGGUAGAAAGGUUGCGUUUGUAGGUGAUGGUGUCAAUGAUGCCGUUGCAUUGGUUCAAUCCAAUGUGGGUAUUGCUGUCUGCGAAGGUACCGAUGUUGCCAUUGAAGCAGCAUCCAUCGUUCUCAUGAAGGAUGAUCUUCGUGGUGUCGUGACUUCCAUUGACCUCUCUCAAAGAAUCCUCAAAACCAUCAAAUUGAAUUUCCUCUGGGCUUUUCUCUACAAUCUCGUUGGUAUCCCCAUCUCUUCUGGUAUCCUCUACCCAUUCUUUCACGUAUCCAUCCCAGUGGCAUUUGCGGGAAUCUCAGAACUAUUAUCAUCUCUUCCAGUAGUCUUAUUUUCAUUAUUAAUUAAUUAUUAUACUCCACCUUUAAUUUAA
This is a messenger RNA of Cavenderia fasciculata, 3834 nucleotides long. RefSeq names its product P-type ATPase. Gene Ontology annotation, cellular component: membrane. Gene Ontology annotation, molecular function: copper ion binding; ATP hydrolysis activity; ATP binding. Gene Ontology annotation, biological process: copper ion homeostasis; monoatomic cation transport. The coding region runs from base 1 to 3834 and encodes 1277 amino acids. The transcript has 3 exons. NCBI's taxonomy places the organism in Eukaryota, Evosea, Eumycetozoa, Acytosteliales, Cavenderiaceae. The record is from RefSeq and is a predicted model, not a curated record.